UUAUGAUUCCUUAUCCUCCAAUAAUUCAACCAACUCUAAGGUCAGCAAAUCAGAGUAGUGGAUUCAAAGAAGCAGAAGAUAAAUUUUAACAUUCUACUCCAAAAUACGUUCUAAAAGUUCCGAUCCCUUCAUUACCAACAUUACAAUAAGCAGGUUAAUCAGAUAACAAAAGUAAAUCAGGACAUAAGGAGAAUAAUUUCAGUGCAAUUACAUUUGAUUAGAAGUAUUAAUUGACAAUUCAAAAAGAAAAUGGAAUCCAGAUAGCCAAGGUUCUGAUAAUAAGUGUGUAUUAUCUUAAUCAGCUAAGAAAGUUAAUACAGAAAAUGAUGAUGGCUCAAGUAUAGUUGAAAAGUCUUUUACCGAAGCAGCCUAAAAGAUUUUGAAAAUUAAAAACCUUGAAUUGGAAAAUAAAGUUUCAUUGCUUGUUAUUGAAAAUGAACGUCUAACUACAUUUCUUAAUGAUCAAUUUUAAGAAAAUGAAAAAUUAACAAAUGAUGUAUAAAAUUAUUAAACAAGUCUCUAAGAUUUAUCUAAAAACUAUGAAGAUAAAUUAAAUAUUGUUUUAUUAGAAAAUGAAAAAAUUGUAGCUAUCAAUUAAACAUUAACUAUAAAGAAUGAGUAGAUGUAAAAUUAAAUUAAAAGAUUAUUGAAUGAAAAAGAUGAUGAAAUUAAUAAGACUAGAAAAGAAUGGGCAGGUAAAUAUCAAUAAUAAAUUAAUUAAAUUGAUGAAAUGAGAAAAAGUGAAAUACAUUAAAUAGAUAAUAGAAUCGAAAAAUUAUAAUUUGAAAAAUCAGAAUUACAAGCCUUAAUAUAAGAAUAAUAAACAAAAUUAAUGUAAUUUCAAAUUGAAAUUAAAGUCAGAGAUUAAACAUUAGUUGAUUAUGAAAAUGUAAAAGCUGAUUUGUCAUCUAAAAUACAUAAAAUUGAAAUGAUGAGUUAAACUAUAUUAGCAUAAGAAAAGAGAAUAAAUGAUUUGGAAACAAGAUUAGAUAUCAUGGUAGCAGAUAAUAAAUAAUUACAUGAUGUAAAUGAACAAUUAAAUUAAACAUAAAGAAUACUUUAAGGAACUAUGGAAGAUAGAUAAAUUGAAUUUGAUAGGGAAUCUCAUAAACAAAAAGAUUUCUAUGAAUUAGAAUUAAAAACAUUGAGUAGCAAAAAUAAAUAACAAAUUGAAGAAAUUAAACUUUAACAUUAAGAAUAAUUGUAAACUCAAAGGAUUUAAAUAGAAAAUGAAUUAAUUAAAGAAAUAGAAUAAUAUAAGAUGGAAUUGGAGACUAAAUAGAAUGAAUUGAAUAACAAUUUAUUAAUUUGGUAAGAGAAAGAGAGAAAUAUUACAUAAGAAAAUAAGAAAGAAAUAGAAAUAAAAGAUUAAAUGAUAUCAACAUUAAAAUUUUCAAAUUAGAGUUUAUAAGAUUAAAUGAAUCAAUUAUAAACAUUAAUUAAUAAGUAAUCAAUUAAAAUAUUUAAGAAUGCAAGAAGAUUUUGAUAGUUAAUAUAGUUAGAAAGAGACAGAAUGUGUAAAGAUGGCCAAGAAUAUCCAUGUAAAGGAAUAGGCAUUGAAAUAGAUGAGUUUAAGAUUAGAUGAAAUUUGUAAAUAAGUUAAGAUUCUAGAAGAAUAGAGAGAUGAUUAAAAUACAGAGAUGAAAAAUAAAAAUGAUAAAGUUAAAGAUCUUGAAAUGAAAUUAGAUAUUGUUGUAAAAGACAAUGAUACUUUAGAAAAUUAGUUGAAAAAUACAGAGACUUAAGUAAGAUUUAUAAAUAGAUUUAGUUAUAAUUAUUGGAGUAAAGAUAUGUAAAUUUAGAGUAAUCAAGUGAAUAAAAGAUAGAAGAUAUGAAAAUAUAAUAUUCAUUGGAAGUGUAAGCAUAAAUUGAAUAAUGUAUUACUUAAUAUUAAUAAACAAUUAAAUAUGAAUAAGAUCACUCUGAAUAAUUAAUGAAGAAUUUAAAGAAAUAAUAAGAAAAGGCUAAGCAUUUUGAAUUGUUAAGUGAAUAAUAAUUAAAUGAUAUGGAAAAAUUAAAUAAGAGAAUAGAAGAAUUGAUUGAUGUAUGUGAAUAAAAUUAAUCAAAAAUGUUGACUUUAGAGAAUCUUCUUAAAGAAAGAGAUAAUGAAUAUGAUGCUUUAAAUAGAAAAUUAUUAUAAAUUACAGAAAAUUAUGAAUUGUAAUUUUAUUAAUUAAUUAUUAGAUAAAUUGAUGUUUUGAAAAAAUAAAUGUAUGAUAUGGGUAUUUAAAAUGAAGAUUUGGCAUAGAAUUUUAAUUAAACAUAAGAAGCAUUUAUGAGUAAGAUUAAUUAAUAAUUAAUUUAGAAUAUGAUGAAUAAAGGAAGAAAACAAUGAAUGAUUUAGCAGAUGUGACAAAAUAGAAAAUUGAUUAAGAUUAAUUAAUAAAAAAGAUGAGAAUUUAAGUUUAAAGUUUGGAUGAAGAAAAUCGAAAGAAUUCUGAAGAUUCUCAUAAAUUUAAGAAUUAAGUUUAUUAGUUAUAAUAAGAAAUAGAAGAAAUUACAAGAAGUCUACAAUUAAAUUUUGCUGAAAAAGAAUAAGAAUUACAAAAUAAAUAUGAGAAUACUAUUAUGGAUUUAACUUAAUAAUUAAAUACUUUAACAAUGAAAUUUAAUGAUUUAGUUAGAAAAGAGAAAGAUAAUAGAUUUAGAUUAAAAUUGUUGAAAAGUAAUCCUUAAAUGAAAUUGCCAUCAGAAUUGGAAGAUGAAAAUUGUUAUGAAACAAUGAAGAGAAAAAUGGAAGAUCAAUCUCAAUAUUUAUAAAGAUUAAUUUUGGAAAAUGAUGAAUUAAAACAACAAUAAUAUUCACAUAUAAGUAAAGGUUAAUUAAAUGAAUAAAUUAAAUAAAAAUCUUAGAGAUAGAGUAUGAAUAUUAUCAAAGAUUACACUACUUAAGAUACAGAACGUACUCUACGUUAAAAUGAAUAUCAGAAACCUAUCAAUCCAUUUAAAUAGCAGCCAGUAAAAGUUGUACCAGUAAUCUAUUAUUAUUAUAUAUAAGGUUAUGAAUAAUUAACAAAAUAUUAUUGAACAUAGAUAUGGUAGUAAUAAACCGAUUGAAAGAGAUGUCUAUUUGGGUUAAACAUAAAAUACACGGACUGAACCACAUUUAUAUAGGAAAUAAUCAUUACAACGAUUUUGA
Molecule: messenger RNA, 3139 nt
Organism: Paramecium sonneborni
Lineage: Eukaryota; Ciliophora; Oligohymenophorea; Peniculida; Parameciidae
Source: the annotation of a GenBank genome assembly